Phanerochaete carnosa HHB-10118-sp is the source of this 2198-nucleotide messenger RNA. RefSeq lists its product as uncharacterized. Gene Ontology annotation, cellular component: catalytic step 2 spliceosome. The record is from RefSeq and is a predicted model, not a curated record. Bases 5 to 2011 code for a protein of 668 amino acids. Gene Ontology annotation, biological process: mRNA splicing, via spliceosome. Gene Ontology annotation, molecular function: RNA helicase activity; ATP binding; RNA binding. NCBI's taxonomy places the organism in Eukaryota, Fungi, Basidiomycota, Agaricomycetes, Polyporales, Phanerochaetaceae. The transcript has 11 exons.
CAACAUGGCGAGUUCAAGAUCACAGCCUCUAUCCAUAGAGACGCUGUUGCAGAAGCAGAAAGAAGAGAAAGAAUCCGCUGCCAAGCCCAAAUUCCUCACGAAGGAGCAACGAGCCAAGCUUGCUCUGGAGAAGAGGGAGCAGGAGAUUAGAGAACAGAAGGAAAGAGAGGAACGAGCUAGGCAAGAGCGCGAGACGCUAGAGAGAGGAGCGGAGGAGCAUCGUCAAAAGCAGAGGGAACGUGAGCGUGCUGCACCCUCAACACCUCUUAUCACCGACUCUGCGGAGUACGUCCCGCCCAUGACCGACAACGACCUGUCGGCUAUCCGUUCGCGGUAUCUUGGAGUGGAUAAGAAGAAACGUAAGAUACGUAAGAUGAACGAUCGCAAGUUCGUCUUUGAUUGGGACGAGCAAGACGAUACGUUCUCUGCGGAGGCACCUGCUGCGGUGGGGAGUCAACGACAGGGUGCGCAGGUCAUGUUCGGACGUGGCCAUAUCGCUGGUAUGGACGAUGGAGGCACUGUUGUGCCCGGCAAGAAGAAUGAUGCGGAAGGCCCUGGAACGCAACUGGCGGAUGCAUUGGAACGUAGGAGAGCUGCGAAGACCGGUAUCGACGAGAGGCACUGGUCUGAGAAGAAGCUGGAAGAGAUGAGGGAGCGUGACUGGCGCAUCUUCCGAGAAGACUUCAGCAUCGCUUCCCGAGGUGGUCAAAUCCCCCAUCCAUUACGCUCCUGGACAGAAUCCGAUAUUCCUCAGCUUCUAUUGGAUGUAAUCGAGCGCAUUGGCUAUAAGGAGCCCUCGCCCAUUCAACGUCAAGCCAUCCCCAUCGGUCUACAGAAUCGGGAUAUCAUCGGUAUUGCUGAAACAGGUUCCGGUAAGACUGCUGCUUUCGUCAUUCCGAUGCUCUCCUUCAUCUCCAAGUUGCCCCUGUUCACGGACGAGAACAGACAUCUCGGUCCCUACUCUCUCAUUCUCGCUCCUACUCGUGAACUGGCUCAGCAGAUUGAGUCGGAAACAAAGAAGUUCGCUGGUUCGCUUGGCUUCACUUGUGUGUCUAUCGUUGGUGGUCGCGCUGUCGAAGAGCAACAAUUUAACCUGCGAGCUGGUGCAGAAAUAAUCAUCGCCACUCCAGGUCGUUUGAAGGAUGUUAUCGAGCGUCAUGUUAUUGUGCUAUCACAAUGUCGGUACAUUGUCAUGGACGAAGCCGAUCGGAUGGUCAACCUCGGUUUCGAGGCCGACCUGACGUUCAUCUUGGACAAGCUACCGAGUGAUACUAUGGAGGGAGAGGACCAAGGCGAGCAGAUGGACAUCGACGGCGAAACGAUGAUCAAGAAGGGUCGAACGCGAGUCACGACGCUCUUCUCUGCUACUAUGCCUCCGCCCGUCGAACGGCUUGCGAAGAAGUACCUAAAGCGGCCUGCUAUCAUCACGAUCGGUGAAGCCGGUCGCGCUGUCGACACUGUGGAACAGAGAGUUGAGUUCGUCACUGGAGACGAAAAGAAAAAGCAACGCAUGCUCGAGAUCCUCAACAGCGGUCAGUAUGCGUCUCCCAUCAUCGCGUUCGUCAACCAGAAGAAGACGGCGGAUAUGGUCGCCAAGGAUUUACAACGCGCUGGGUGGAACGCAGCGACUCUGCACUCGGGCAAGAACCAAGAACAGCGGGAAGCUGCCUUGCAGUCCCUCCGUACAGGAGAAGCCGACAUUCUCGUCGCUACCGAUCUUGCCGGACGUGGUAUCGACGUGACCGACGUCACAUUGGUUAUCAACUAUCAGAUGUCCAACACGAUCGAGGCCUAUGUGCACCGUAUUGGUCGCACAGGUCGUGCUGGCAAACAGGGAACGGCGAUUACCUUCCUGACCAAUGAUGACGAGGAGGUUAUGUACGAUCUCAGGCAAGAAAUCUCGAAGAGUCCAGUGUCCAAAGUCCCGCCGGAGCUGGCGAAACACGAAGCUGCGCAGCACAAAGUUUCAAAAGAGAUGAAGCGCAAGAGGGACGCCGAGGACCAAGGCUAAGGACGUUGUAUCUGGCUAACAUCUGUACCGCUACGGAAUCUCAUGACAUGUACCUUAUGCUAUACGCUAGGUUUCGGCGUGGCACGGUCUAUUCGUGCUCUCGCCCUUACCCCAGCCCGCCCUGGGACGAUAGACUCUAAAUGCCUCUGACGAAUACACGUACCGCGAACCAAUCCUCGCACUUCAU